Molecule: messenger RNA, 1383 nt
Organism: Sorghum bicolor (sorghum)
Lineage: Eukaryota; Viridiplantae; Streptophyta; Magnoliopsida; Poales; Poaceae
Product: chaperone protein dnaJ 6
Exons: 8
Coding region: 182-1039 (285 amino acids)
Source: RefSeq, a predicted model, not a curated record
GACGAGACGCAGACGCCGCCAAAUUCCUUCCGGCGCGCGCACUCAAAAGGGCGGGAAAUUUUUCCGCGCGCUCCCGCCGCUCUCCCCUGUAUAAAUCCCAAUUGCCCCACACCUUCGAUCCUCUUUCUCAGUCCCCAAUCCCCACCACCACCGUCUCCAGUCCACCACCGCUUCCCUUCAAAUGGGCCGCAAGGGUCGCAAGGCUAGGGUUUCGCGCGACGCCGACGCCGACGGCAGCGAGGAUGAGAGGGCCGCCGCCGCCGCUCCUGCCGCCACUGCGGGCAAGAGCCUCUACGAGAUCCUGGGAGUUGAGAAGACUGCUUCACAACAAGAAAUAAAGAAGGCAUAUCACAAAUUGGCGUUGCGCCUCCACCCAGAUAAGAAUCCUGGGGAUGAGGAAGCCAAUGAGAAGUUUCAGCAGCUGCAGAAGGUUAUAUCCAUUCUUGGUGAUGCAGAGAAAAGAGCUUUAUAUGAUGAGACUGGCAUCACUGAUGAUGACGCACUGGUGGGAGCAGCUGCAGACAAUCUUCAGGAGUACUUCAGAACAAUGUACAAGAAGGUCACCGAGGCUGACAUUGAAGAAUUUGAAGCUAAAUACAGAGGGUCAGAUUCUGAGAAAAAGGAUUUGAAGGAGCUCUACACAAAAUAUAAGGGCAACAUGAACAGGCUUUUCUGCUCAAUGAUUUGCUCAGAACCAAAGCUUGACUCCCACCGCUUCAAGGAUAUAAUUGAUGAGGCAAUUGCUGAAGGUGAGCUGAAGUCAACUAAGGCGUAUGAGAAAUGGGCUAAAAAGAUCUCAGAGAUGGAGCCACCAACAAAUCCGUUAGAGAGGAGAGUGAAGAAGAAGAAGAAUAGUGAGAAUGAUCUGAUCCUGGCCAUCUCACAGCGCAGGGCUGAGCGGAAAAACCAGUUCAAUUCCAUCCUUUCGAACAUCAUGUCCAAGUGCGACUCCAAGGCAAGCAGCUCGGAGCCCACGGAAGAGGAGUUUGAGCGGGCGCGACAGAGGCUUGAGAGCAAAAGGGCCAAGAGGCGCAAGUGAUGCUGCUGCCAGCCUUCAAUGCCAUACGCUGAACAUCGUCUGAAGCUUUAGGUGUGAUGUGAUUUUACCAGCAUGCAAGUGAUGGGUCUGAGCCAGUUUGAGCGUGUCAGGUUGUGUAUCAUAUCCCUUGUCCUCUGGGACAAUACAGUAGGUUGUAUGCCGAGAGGGAAGCUUUACCUGAACUUCAAUUUCGUAGCAUCUGGCAAGUACUAGUAGAUUGUAAUGUAAUGUUUAUUCUGAAGUGAGCUGCCUUCGAGAAGCUGGUCCCACUUAGAAGGCUCCUUAUUAGCCAGUUUGAGUUUAUUGAUUCGCCAUGGAUACAUAACAGGAAAAAAUUUACAUAA